Molecule: messenger RNA, 108 nt
Organism: Haemonchus placei
Lineage: Eukaryota; Metazoa; Nematoda; Chromadorea; Rhabditida; Trichostrongylidae
Source: the annotation of a GenBank genome assembly
AUGCCAUUAAGAAUCGACAUCAAUUAUGGCCAAAUGGCCGCAUUCCAUACACCAUCAGCAGUCAAUACAGCAGCUACAGGUAAUCAAUUCAUGAGGAUAAGUUCUUAG